Cladocopium goreaui is the source of this 306-nucleotide messenger RNA. Lineage: Eukaryota; Dinophyceae; Suessiales; Symbiodiniaceae. The record is from the annotation of a GenBank genome assembly.
AUGCAAGUCAUCGGGGAAGCGGUGUUGUUGAUGCUACUGAUUCUGAGGUACUGCAUGUUGCUUCGCUUCUUCCCCAGCGUCUAUCGCUUCUUUAUCCUCUUUCAAAAGUCUGUGCGUGUGAGCCUGUAUUACCUGAUGAUCUUUGUGCCCAUCGGCCUUUCCACCGUCUUCUUCGCCAACACGCUCUACAGUCCGUAUGUGGAAGGGUAUAGCACCUGGGUGAAGUCUGGCAUGAGUUUCGUGGUCCGGGAGCCCUGUGACAGUCUGUGUUGGGAUGGAGGCGUAUUACAGACAGCCCUUUGUUAA